Impatiens glandulifera is the source of this 5472-nucleotide messenger RNA. RefSeq lists its product as uncharacterized. Bases 81 to 1094 code for a protein of 337 amino acids. Lineage: Eukaryota; Viridiplantae; Streptophyta; Magnoliopsida; Ericales; Balsaminaceae. The transcript has 7 exons. Gene Ontology annotation, molecular function: protein binding. The record is from RefSeq and is a predicted model, not a curated record.
UAGUUUUGUUAGUUGGAUUUAUCGUUUAGGGUUUUGGUGUUACUGAGUGCUACUGCUACUGAAGGACGAAACCAUUUCUUAUGGAAGAAGAGACUUCGAGAUCCCAUGAUGUUACCAUCACUUUUGGACGUAGUAGUAAUCAGGUUGUGAAGAGGGCGGGAUUGGUUAGAGAUAGACUGGAGGACAGCGGUGAUGAUUCAAGCCAGUUAGCUAGUAAAAGACAAAGGGCAGUUAAUGAUAGACCAAGUCAGAAUUCCAACAAUUUGAAUGAUAUUCACCUUGACAAAAAUGACCUGCGGUUCAAACUCAUGGAAAAGAAUGUGCUGAGGCGAUUCCAAAGUAAUGAUGGACGUAAUGGUGGCAUGGACCUUCGUGAAAAACUGUCAAGGGCAGCCCGAGAUUCAUUAACUAGUCCAAGUUACCCCGAAAGCAUCCAUGGCAAAAGAGAAACUAGGUUUACAAUGCCCGACCCACCCCGGUCUUCAUUGACUAGUCCAAGUUUCCACGAAAGAAUGCCUGAGAGAAGAGACACUAGAUAUCAGGUUCAAGAUCCAAGAAACUAUAAUGUAUUGGGGGGAGUUUCUUCUGCUAGGCUUUCAGAUUCCUUGAAUCGGGUGGACACAUUGAGAAGCACCUAUUCGCCUUGGACUUUGGAGAGUUUGAGGAAAAGGUCACCUACUAUUAGAUCUAUAGGAGGAACAAGGAAUCAAUCCCCAUCAAUAAUUCAUGAAGAUAUGACAAAGAGGCCACAAACCAGGGCAUACGAAGAAGAUUCACGUAAAGCUACAUAUACAAGCAAGAAUUUUCCUGCUCUUGAUCCUGGAAGGUCAGUGGUUACCAUGACUAGUGAAAAACCUGCAAGUGCAAGCCUACCCAAAAUAUCAUGCAUGGGAAAUGAACAUAACUCGGUGGAGAAUUUUCUAAAAUCACUGGGUUUGGAAAAGUAUGGCAUAACUUUUAAGGCAGAGGAGAUAGAUAUAGCUACUCUAAAGCAGAUGGAAGACAAUGACCUUAAAGAUUUGGGAAUUCCAAUGGGUCCAAGGAAAAAAAUUAUGCUCGCCCUAUUGCCCCAUACCAAGAGAGAGUUGUUGUGAUGGAGCAUCAAUUUUUCUUGCACUGCCAACCGACCGAAGAUGGAUAUAUUCUCUUGUCUGAUGAGUUGGUUAUAUCUCUUUCUAUUUCAUCAUAGCAUAUAUGGAAGACUCUGAGAUUUAAUAGUGUUAGUUUCAUCAUUGAAGAACUUAUUGUUGGGCUGUUGUUGGCCUUAGUUGGAAUGGGAAGGUGAUUUCAGCUCACUUAGUUUUAAAUGUAUUAGUUUUAUCUUUUCCUAGAUCUUUUAUUAUCCUAUCUAUGUGCAUGGGGUUAUAUAUUAACAUGCUUUCUAAAGUUAAUUUGUCAGAGUUAUGUUUAAAGGUUUGUAAUUCUCUUUUUAUUAAAUACUUGAAAUUUCAAAAAUAUAUUUUUGAAAUCAAAGUACGAGGGUAUUAGGGUUUAGAUCCAAAUGAUAGACUAUAAAUUUUCCGUUUGGAAAACUUUAUCUAGCUGAACAUGUCAGAUAAUCAUUUUAAGAACAUGUCAAAGAUCUUUUUAAAAUAAAUAUUCACCUAACCUUUACAAAAAUUGAUAGAUAUUAUAUUUUAUUUUAAUUUUUUAAUACUUUUUGGGAUGAAUAGUUUGAACGUAUUUUAUUUUUCUAAGAAAAAAAAUACUUUAGAAGAAGUUGAGGAGGACGACGACUGUGAAUCGCCAUUGUUGGGAAUUUGGAGGAUUGAUUUCCCAUUGAAGUAACUACAGUAGUUAGGUAUGUGAUGUUUUUUUUAGGUCUUUCUCCUCAUAAAUAAAGGUUCUCUCUUCUAUUUGCUGAAGCUAGCUUAGUGAUUUCAAGAAUAUCGGCUUUUGUAGAGUUAGAAAAUCCCAAAUCUAUCUAUCUAUCUAUCUGAUAUCAUUUCGUGUUAAUAAAUCUCCACUUCCCAUGGCGAUGCGAAGUUCUCAAAUAUUAAAGAAGACACUUUAUUCGUGCUCUGAUAUGAAACAAGUGUAGACAAAACUUUGUUCCAAAAUUCAAACACAGAAUCAUUAUAUUCCGGCUAUGUUAGGUAUGUCGAUCAUGUCUGGGCCCUUGGACGAAAACAAACAAACAUGGAUAUAGCUGUUUCUCAUACCCCCAUUAAUUAAUAUACUAAUAUACUAAUAUGAAAUGAAUCUCCCACUACAGACAGCCAUAUCUUUCUCCUUUUUCAUUUUCAUAUUUCUAUACUCCAACAUCAAGUACAAAAUUCUUGUUUUUGUGUCCUGUCUAUAUGCACCUUCCAUAUGGUGUUCUUGCAUGCACCUUCCAUAUGGUGUUCUUGCAUGCACCUUCCGUUUCUUUUAUUAAUAACUAUGGGAUCUAAGUAUUAAUUAGCUGCAAGUUGCUAAUUGAGGAACAGUACCCUUUGAACUGGAAGGAAGGGAAUUGAAUUAGGAAAAAAAAUUCUUUACCAAAAAGGAAAAUUCAUUACUGCCUCAACCCUAGAUAUGAAAACAACCAAUUACAGCACAUAGAUCUUGAAUGGAAUAUAAUUUUUAUUACACAUUAGAUUUGAACUUGCUAAUUAGAUAUUGGCCAUCAAUUUUUUUAGUAUGUUUUAUGUCUUUUCUUUAACUCUUUCCCUCCAGAAUCACAGCAAAAAAGGGAUGGUGAAAAACCCAUGUGUUUAUUCUUGUGUCCCCACCUUCCAUUCCCCUCCACCCAAAAACAAAAAGUAAUCUAAGAUGGUGCAAAUUGCUUAAGAAGAAGUCCCAUCUAGUGAAGAGGAUUCUCAUUGUUAGUUAAAGGAAAAAGAGGAUUUAAAUUUGCUUAGGGGUUUUUGUUUGAAAACAAAAGAAACACUGAAAUCCCAACUUGCUUAAUCAAACGGAUCAAAUAUUUGUUUAAGAGAAGACUUCAUGGAUAUGGGUUCAAGUUGCAAUAUAAUUCUCAUAAUGGCUUGUAUCUCUUGAAUAGUUUAUGAGAAUCAUCAUGCAUACUGAAUUAUAUUUGCUGAAAAGAAAAAGAGCUACAAAAUUGAUAUUUUGUCAUUUUGGCUACAAGUUGGGGGCGGCCCAUGUACAAUAGGAAAGCAUAAUCGAACUUGUUAGACUUGUAAUAUCUUAAUCUUGAUUCUGCUGAAUUCAUUUCUUGUUUGCAUUUAAAUUGAUUUUACACAGAUGGAGAAUCUUGACUAUAAACUGAUUUGUAUUCGCAUAUGUCCUUCUUUUACCAAACAUAAAGAUGCGCAUGAUAAAGGCGAGUUUUUCAAUAGUGUUCAUAUAUGUUCUUAGGAUUAUGCUUGCAUUCAUUUGCAGAUCUUGACAUAUAAGUACUUCAUUUUUAUUUGAAAAAGUAAAAGUGCUUCAUUUUUGAAAUACAGAUGCAAGAAGGACUCCAAAUCCGUCCAUUGUCUUAUUGAUUGCACAAACCGAAGACAAUUUUGGGUUAGCCUUUGUGGAUGGAAAUGGGGAAUGAAAUAUGGAUUGGCUAGUGGUAGGGACCAUUUUACUAUAAAAAAAACUAUCAAUCAAUCAAACAACCCACCCACCAUAAUUCAAUCAAAAUCUUUUAGAAUGCCUUGAUGAUAUUAGCAUGCCUAUUUGGAAUUCUUUUUUCAGAAUAGUCUAGAUUUGUGUGUGUGUGUGAAAGUUUUAUGAGAAUUAGAAAGAAUUGGUGGGAUGGGAGACGAAGACCAAUAUUGGAAUAAGAACACUUACAUUAUGAUUAAAUAUAAACCUAAUGCUACUAACUUGUGGGUCCAACUAGAACAACUGUCCCUAAUUGUUUUAUAUUGAUUAGUGUUUGGCUAAUCACUUGGAUUACUUGUCAGCAUGUGCUUUUUCUUUAUGAUAAACUAUAGGUUUGUCAGCUCUAAGAAGAUAUGCCCAGAUCUUGUUGUAGACCUUACCAGGUAUAUAUGCUUACAUCACUUCUCACUUGUUAUAUAUAUUCUUUCCUUUAUAUUGCAACUACUUUGUUUCUAUUUUUUAUUAUUAUCAUCCUUUUAAGUUACAUGAUCAAGAAUCAAGAUAAAUGGAUUAAACUGUUUGUUUUUUCACGUGACCCAUCCUGGGCAGCUUGAUAAGAAGCUUAAAAUUAAGAGGAUUACCAUUUACCACCAUGAGAUCUGAUGUUUGAUUCUAAUUAAGUGAUUCUGCGUGAAUGUUUCAGUUUUUCACUAUUCAUUUUCUUAUAGUUUUAGUGUCCACAAAAGAUAAAAUAUUGGAAAGAAGAGAAUGGGGAAAAGAAUUGUGUGGCUUUUAUGAAUUUAUUAUAGGAUGAGACUAAAAAGGGAACAAUUAAAUGAAUCCACCAGCUAGUUGGUCAAGAAAAGUAGUCUUUUAAUAAGCAAUUUUAAGUACAGUGCUAGAUUUGUUACAAAGAAAGAUAGAUUUGACUUCUUCCAUAACUCAUAAUUAAGAUAAUGUGCCAUCAUUACCCACCACCGGCUUUCUUAGAUGAUAAGAGGCUUGGACUAAGAGUUUUAGAUCUCAGGUUCAAUUCUCACUGAAAACGUCUAGAUUUAUAAGUGAGGGGUUAUAACGAAGAGGUAUUGUGCUACCUCCUUCAGGACGGAGGAUUAGUCGAGGUGCGUACAAAAAAUGAAAAUUAAAGAAAAGAAAGGUAUUGUGGCCAUUGACAUUUUUUAUAUGUUAUUCCAUGCUUUACUUGCACUACAUGAGUCUCAUUAUUUAAAGAUAUAAUCCUUUUUCAUUGGGAGAGAGGAAAAAAGUCUCAAUAAUAUCAAUUAAAAAUUGGAAUUGUUUGUCUUUAGAUUAUUUUUUUACAUGAGAGAUGGCUUCUUCAACCUGACUUUUCUUUCUGUCCAAUUCUCAAAUUGAUUUAUUAUUGAUAAUGGAUUAGUUCUCCUUAACACAAUUCAACAAACAUAUUAUCUUUAAUGUUAUAUUAUUCGAUACUUUACCCAAUAUCUGAAACUACCUACAUAGUUCCAUGAAAUUACAUCAUGCCAUUACACUAUACUUGUCAGGGUUUCAUUGGGACACAUAUUGAUUGAUAUGAAUAAGACACCGUUUCAUUGUCAAGUGUUUGUUUUGAAUAAGAAAAUGGGAUACGCCUAAGAAAAGCGCCGACAGUAGAAUUGUUACAUGCAAUUGCUAGUGUAUCUUAGUAAGCCAUACCUUUAUACCAAACCAAAUGUAUCUGGAUUCAUAUAUUUUUUAGAUCACGUUUAAAAACAUAACUUAGUCAAAUACAUAUUUAGAAGUUUAUCGAUUUAGAUUCUGAAAUAGAAAGUGUCUCGAAAUGGACAAAUAUGUAGAGUUGUAUUAUAGCCAAAGCAAAUCCAUUGUAUCUAAUAUUUUUGUUUAUUUAUAUAUGUUCUCAUCUAAAGGUGCGGUGCAUGGUCAAACCAUGAAAUGAUUUGGCCUAUAAAAGGAUGGCCAUGCCUGAUAUUAAUCUUCAAAACAAAAUUUGCCCUCCAUUUGUUUUCUCUCUCA